GAUUUCAACCCCACCUCCCCCUCAGGCCCCAAGUUGUAAGACUACUUGCAUUGGGUUGAAUGGGGUUGAAAAUGGCUUCUGCUACUAAGUAUUCUAUGGUGAUGCAGAUUCUGAGCUUAAUCCUUUGUUUACUUACCUUGUCUUGCUCAGCCUUCACUUCUAAAGACUAUGCUGAUGCCCUUGCAAAGUCCAUUCUGUUUUAUGAGGGACAGCGGUCGGGGAAGUUGCCAUCGAGCCAGCGCCUCACAUGGAGAGGCGAUUCUGGGUUGUCGGAUGGAUCAUCUUAUCAUGUGGACCUGGUUGGAGGAUACUAUGAUGCUGGAGAUAAUGUGAAGUUUGGCCUGCCGAUGGCUUUCACCACUACACUGUUGGCAUGGAGUGUUAUUGAGUUUGGAAACUCAAUGCCGAGCCAGAUUGGGAAUGCCAGAGCUGCCAUUCGGUGGAGCACGGAUUAUCUUCUGAAAGCAGCCACAGCCACUCCUGGCACGUUAUAUGUCCAAGUGGGAGAUCCAAACAUGGACCAUAAGUGCUGGGAGAGGCCUGAAGACAUGGACACACCGCGCAAUGUCUACAAGGUGUCUAAACAAAACCCAGGAUCAGACGUAGCAGCUGAGACAGCAGCGGCAUUGGCUGCAGCUUCAAUUGUUUUUAAGGACUCUGACCCUUCUUACUCCACAAAGCUGCUGCAAACCGCCAUGAAAGUGUUUGAUUUCGCAGAUAGCUACAGAGGGUCUUACAGCGACUCUCUCAGCUCGGUGGUCUGCCCAUUCUACUGCUCCUACUCUGGAUAUCAUGAUGAGCUUCUCUGGGGGGCAUCAUGGAUUCACAGGGCGUCAAAUAACGCCUCAUAUCUGGCUUACAUCCAGUCAAAUGGCCAAACAAUGGGCGCGGACGAUGAUGACUACUCCUUCAGUUGGGACGACAAGCGAGCUGGAACAAAGGUCCUUCUUUCCAAGGACUUCUUGGAGAAAAACACCGAGGAAUUUCAGCUGUAUAAACGACAUUCAGACAACUAUAUAUGCUCUCUGAUUCCAGGAACAUCCAGCUUUCAGGCCCAAUACACUCCAGGUGGGCUUUUCUACAAAGGGAGCGAGAGCAAUCUGCAAUAUGUGACUUCCACAGCUUUCCUCCUCUUAACAUACGCCAAGUAUCUAAGCUCAAAUGGAGGAUCCGCCUCAUGUGGGACUUCAACUGUCACAGCAGAACGGCUCAUCUCACUGGCUAAGAAGCAGGUUGACUACAUUUUAGGUGAUAAUCCAACAAAGAUGUCCUACAUGGUGGGGUUCGGGGACAAGUACCCACAGCAUGUCCACCACAGGGGUUCAUCUAUACCGUCCGUGCGUACACACCCAGAUCACAUCACCUGCAGCAAUGGCUUCCAAUACCUCUACUCUGCAUCACCCAAUCCAAACGUCCUUGUUGGAGCCAUACUGGGUGGUCCCAAUAACAGAGACAGCUUCGCUGACGAUCGGAAUAACUACCAGCAAUCUGAGCCAGCAACAUAUAUCAAUGCACCAUUUGUUGGUGCCCUUGCAUUCUUCUCAGCAAAUUAACUAGAAAACAAAUAAAUCCGUAGUGUCUUUUCUUUGGAGGAUGGCUAGCCGUUCCAUACCCACAAACAAAAAAAAAAAGUGGAUUUGGAUAGAGAUAUGGUUGUGUCUCCCCAUGGAAGGUGUAAAAGACUCGAAAUUAAUGUUAAAGCUUAGUACUUUAAAUUA
Vitis riparia (riverbank grape) is the source of this 1718-nucleotide messenger RNA. RefSeq names its product endoglucanase 1-like. The coding region runs from base 60 to 1553 and encodes 497 amino acids. Gene Ontology annotation, molecular function: hydrolase activity, hydrolyzing O-glycosyl compounds. Lineage: Eukaryota; Viridiplantae; Streptophyta; Magnoliopsida; Vitales; Vitaceae. Gene Ontology annotation, biological process: carbohydrate metabolic process. The record is from RefSeq and is a predicted model, not a curated record. The transcript has 7 exons.